ACAGAAACACAGUCAGGAUGGUGAAGCUGCUGUUUCUCUCUGCUGUUCUUCUCUCCUCAGCUCUCCUCACACUGUGUGACCCGCUAUAUGUGCUGUCGGCUCCUAAUCUGCUGAGAGUGGGUUCAUCAGAGAACGUGUUUGUGGAGGCGCAGGAUUACUCUAAAAAUGCUUUUGAAGUGAAAAUCACAGUAAAAAACCACCCGAAGAAAGACAAGCAGAUCCUGACCAAAUCAGUGAAUCUGAAUGCACAAAACAAUUUCCAGAUCCUCACAGAUAUAAAGAUCCCUGAUGAUCAGAACUUGUUCUCCGAUGAUCCUCUGGAGAAGCAGUAUGUGUAUCUGCAAGCUAUUUUCCCGGAUCACACUCUGGAGAAAGUGGUCUUGCUGUCGUUCCAGUCUGGAUAUAUAUUUGUACAGACUGACAAGCCCAUCUACACGCCUUCUAGCACAGUUCAGUACAGGACUUUGUCUCUGACGCCCAACUUGAAACCACUCAGUCAGACUGGAAUCACUGUGGAAAUCAUGAAUCCACAAAACAUCACAGUUUCAUCAGACAAGGUAUAUCCAGUGAAAGGAAUGAAGUCUGGAAAGUAUGCCAUCCCUGAGGUUGCCAGUCUGGGCAUCUGGAAGGUCGUCACACGAUUCGCAAACACUCCCCAGAAGACGUUUACUGCAGAGUUUGAGGUCAAAGAAUACGUGCUUCCAACAUUUGAGGUGAAAUUACAACCCAGUAAAUUAUUCUACUAUGUGGGCGAUGAAAGUCUGACAGUCGACAUCGAAGCCAAGUACCUGUUUGGAAAGCAGGUGGAAGGAAAUGCGUUUGUGAUGUUUGGUGUGAUGGACGGGGAGACGAAAACAGGCAUUACUGGCUCUCUGCAAAAAAUUCAGAUUUUGAAAGGAGUAGGAACUGCAGAACUGACCAAGCAAAUGAUCGAGACCUAUAAAAGUAUUGACAAGCUGGUUGGACAAUCAAUCUAUGUUUCAGUCAGUCUUUUAACCGAAAGUGGCAGUGAAAUGGUGGAAGCAGAAAGGAGAGGAAUUCGUAUUGUGACGUCUCCAUACACUAUCAACUUCAAGAAAACAGCUCAAUUCUUCAAACCUGGAAUGCCCUUCGAUGUCUCGAUCUACGUAACGAAUCCUGAUGAGACGCCUGCUCAAAAUGUGAUAGUGGAGGUCAAUCCUGGAGGAGUCAGAGGUCAAACAAAAGCCAAUGGCAUUGCUAAAGUGACGGUCAACACUCAAGGAAACGUUUUAACACAAGAGAUCACUGCACAAACCAAAGAUCCAGACAUAACAGACGAAGAGCAAGCAGUGAAGAAGAUGACGGCUCAUGCUUACGUUCCCAAAGGUGGCUCCAAAAACUACCUGCACAUCGGCAUUGAUGCUGCGGAGCUUGAGAUCGGUGAUCAAAUGAAAGUCAAUCUGAACACUGGGCAAAGUCCAGGAGUCAAAGAUCAAGAUUACACAUUUAUGAUCUUGAGUAAAGGUCAGAUUGUAAAAAUAGACAGGUUCAAGAGACAAGGACAAGCUCUUAUCACUCUGUCCCAACCUGUGACUAAAGAAAUGGUGCCGUCCUUCCGCUUUGUGGCUUAUUACCAUGUGGGAGCCAAUGAGGUGGUGUCUGAUUCAGUCUGGGUCGAUGUGAAGGACACGUGCAUGGGAAAGCUCAAGCUUCAGGUGAAGAACAAGCAGAAUAACUAUAACACGGGAGAGGAGGUCAAGCUGCAAAUAAGCGGAGAUCCUGGAGCCAGAGUUGGUCUGGUGGUGGUUGACAAGGCUGUGCACGUCCUUAACAAGAACAGACUCACUCAGACAAAGAUCUGGGAUGUCAUUGAGAAGCAUGACACCGGUUGUACAGCAGGAGGUGGAAGAGAUGUUAUGGGGGUUUUCAGCGAUGCAGGGCUGAUGUUUGAGUCGAACACUGCAGGAGGAACCGACACCAGAUUAAACCCCGAGUGUCCUGACCCUCCAAAGAGAAGAAGAAGAAGAAGAGAAUCUGAGAAUCUUCGCACAAUCACGGCAACACUGGCUGGUCAGUACGCUGAUGGACAGAGACAGUGCUGCAUUGAUGGGAUGAAGGAUAAUAAGCUGGGCUACACAUGUGAACGCAGAGCCACGUAUAUUGGAGAUGGACCAGAGUGUGUCAAGGCCUUCCUGCACUGCUGCGAUGAGAUGAAAAAGCGCAAAAACAUAAAGACCGAAGAGGAGGAGAUGAUUCUGGCUCGCAGUGAUGAUGAUGACGACUAUUAUACAGACUCUGAAGAGAUCGUGUCACGUACACAGUUCCCAGAAAGCUGGCUGUGGGAGGAGAUUGAUCUGUGCGAUAACUGUCCAGCCUCAGCCAUGGAGAAAGCCAUGUACCUGAAAGACUCUAUAACCACCUGGCAAGUCUUGGCUGUCAGUAUGUCACCAACACUGGGCAUCUGUGUGGCAGAACCUGAGGAGAUCGUUGUUUUUAAGAGUCUUUUCAUUGACCUCAAGAUGCCUUACUCGGCUGUACGAGGCGAACAACUGGAAAUCAAGGCCAUUAUUCACAACUACACUCCAGACAAGCGAAAGGUGCGUGUGGAGUUCAUGGAGUCAGCGGAUGUUUGCAGUCUUGCCAGUAAGAAAGGAAAAUACAGAACAACAGUCACUAUCCCAAAAGAAUCCAGUUUAUCGGUUCCAUAUGUGAUCAUUCCUAUGACACUGGGCAAUCACAUGAUUGAGGUGAAAGCUGCGGCGUAUGAUGCUGUGUACACUGAUGGAGUGAGAAAGGGCCUGAAGGUGGUGUCUGAGGGUGUGCUGUUUCCACUGCAGAGGCCAAAUGUAGAGCUCAAUCCUGUUAAAAACGGGGAUAGUCCUAUAAUUGUUAGAGCUGAUAUCCCAGCUGACCGGGUUCCAGGCACUCCUGCUCACACACACAUUUCGAUUACUGGUGAAGAGAUCAGCCAGACUGUGGAGCAGGCCAUCAGUGGAAGCUUCAUGGGUCAACUUAUUGUCCAGCCUCACGGAUGUGGAGAGCAGAACAUGAUCUUCAUGACUUUACCAGUCAUCGCCACUCAUUAUCUGGACAGCACCAAUCAGUGGGAGGCAAUAGGCAUGAAGCGCCGUGAUGAAGCCAUUGGCCACAUUAAAACAGGUUAUAACCGGCAGCAGGCCUACCGCAAACCAGAUGGAUCCUACGCCGCCUGGAUAGACAGACCGAGCAGUACAUGGCUGACGGCAUAUGUAGCCAAAAUCUUCGCCAUGGCCAAUGACCUUAUCACUAUAGAGGAACAAGUGCUCUGCAGCGCCCUCAAGUGGCUGGUUCUCAACAGACAACUGCCCGAUGGCUCUUUUGAGGAGAAAGCAGCUGUUGUGCAUGGAGAGAUGGUGGGCGAUGUACAGGGGAGAGAUGCAGAAGCCUCUCUGACAGCCUUUGUCACGAUUGCUAUGCAAGAAGGGAGAGAGCUCUGUGGUGCAAUAGUUGGCAGUCUGCCUGAAAGCAUAAGGAAGGCUGUUUCUUUCUUGGAGGGCAAACUUAAUAAAUUGACUAAUCCUUAUGCUGUUGCGUUGACGUCCUACGCCAUGGCCGGUGCAGACAAACUCAAUAAAGCCGUCUUGAUGAAAUUUUCCACCAAAGGAGAAGCCGGUACAUACUGGAAUGUCCCCGGACAGCAGUAUCACACACGGGAGGCCACAUCCUAUGCUGUGCUGGCGCUCGUGAAGGCCAGAGACUUCAAUGCAGCCGGAGAGGCCGUACACUGGCUGGGCAGUCAGCAUUAUUCCUAUGGAGGAUCUGGCACCACACAGGCAACCAUCAUGGUGUUCCAGGCCGUGGCGGAGUACCGUACACAGGUGAAGGACAGCCAAAACUUCAACCUGGAAGUUGAGCUGGCUGUAGAAGGAAGAAGCAAACCUAGCAGAUAUACUAUCAAAAGAGAUAAUCGGCAUGUUUCACGAUCAGACAAGGUGGACAUAAACAAGGACUUUAACGUGACUGCGAAAGGAACUGGAAAAGCCACCCUCUCCGUCUUGACGCUGUACUACGCCAGACCCGUUGAGAAGAAAUCUGACUGCACACUGUUUGAUCUGAGUGUUAAAAUAGAUAAAGACCCUGAAACAAAACAUGCAGACGCCAUUGAAACAUUCAAGCUCACCAUGGACUUCUUCUACAAGAACCCUAAAUCUCCUGCCACCAUGACUAUUCUGGACAUUGGCAUACCGACAGGAUUUACUGUGGAAUACAACGAUCUUGAGGAGUUGACCCGGGGGAAGGAGAAAUACCUUGAGAAGUUUGAGAUGGACAAAGCUCUUUCAGAUCGAGGAUCCCUCAUCUUAUACUUAAAAAUGGUUUCUAAUAAAGAAUCAGAACGAAUUGCCUUCAGAAUGCACAAGAUGCUCAAUGUUGGGCUGCUUCAACCUGCUGCAGUCACCAUAUAUGAGUAUUACUCACCCAAUGCACGCUGCACAAAGUACUUCCACCCUGAAAGAGAAGGAGUAAUAUACAGACUGUGUAAAGGAGACAUGUGCCAGUGUGCUGAAGAAAACUGCAGUUUACAGAAGAAAGGGGGUUUCAAAGAUGAGGAACGGAAUAUAAAGGCCUGUGAAUCUGGCAUGGAUUACGUUUACAAAGUGAAAGUCAAGGACAUGGAGCUGGCAGCGGACGCUGACAUCUACCAAAUGGAAGUGGAGCAGGUGCUGAAAGAAGGAACUGAUCAAGUUAUUGAGGGACAAGUGAAAUCAUUUUUGGGUCGUCCAAGUUGCAAAGAGUCUCUAGGAUUUGUUCAAGGAAAAUCUUAUCUGAUCAUGGGCAAAUCUACAGAUCUGCCAAAACUUGGAGGAAGUCUGCAGUAUAUCUUGGGAGAGCAGACCUGGAUUGAAUACUGGCCAACAAGUCAAGAAAGUAAAUCUGCAGAGCACAGAGACCGGUACAUCGGCAUCACUGAACUCGAGAACAUGCUCACCAAAGAAGGAUGUGCAACAUAAUUGUCUACUGAUUACAGAGAGUAUUUUCACUUUCAAACUUUUGUUAAAUCUCAAUAUUGUUUUUUUCAAAAAUACUUUGUAAUUUGUAUAAACUGACUGAAUAAAAAUGGUAAAUGUUA
This is a messenger RNA of Danio rerio (zebrafish), 5068 nucleotides long. RefSeq names its product complement C3a, tandem duplicate 1 (gene c3a.1). Lineage: Eukaryota; Metazoa; Chordata; Actinopteri; Cypriniformes; Danionidae. Gene Ontology annotation, cellular component: extracellular region. Gene Ontology annotation, molecular function: endopeptidase inhibitor activity; serine-type endopeptidase activity. The record is from RefSeq and is marked validated.